UUGAAAACGCGAUAGCCAUGCAUGUGUUUGUCACGGCUGCUGACGCAAGAUCGGCAUACACAACGCCGUUGUGACGCGACGUCGACGUAUAGUAAUCGCGUGCAGCCGCGACAACGGUCGUUCCGAUUUUCGCGACUAUUCCACCGGGACGUAUUUCACGUUCCCAAACGACCACUGAAACUUUUGUCAAUCACAAAACGUCACGGUUCCACGUGGACAAUUGCGUAUCCCUGUUAUCAACUCUCUGUACAUCGAUGGAUCUCAGUGACUUCGUUGGAAUGCAAUCGAUCCGGUCGAGGCUCUCUUCGAUCUGACAGAUCGCCAUGCCAUCAUGAAUGCCACGGACAGCAACAGCGGCGUCAACGGCAACGACAGCAACAACACGAUCGCGGGCAAGACGAAUGCGCACGGCAACAGUGUUCGUCUGCAGAGCGUGAUCGGCAAGCAGAGCAGCUGCGUGCGCAAGAUGAGCACGAUGCCGGAGGAGGAGGAUACCUCGGACGAUAUGGAUCCUGAUGUGAUAAGGAUAGAACACCAGCACUAUCAGCAUCAUCAGCAUCACGACGUCGAUUCGGAUUCACCGUCCGAGGAAAGGGGUCGUUUACUAAGUGCUACCGAGUCGACCGUUCGAAAGAUCACCAUUACCCCUACGAGCUCGAGUAACCUGCACUGUAACGGCACUAUAAAGAAAACCAUCCCUCGAAACGACAGUAGCAACAGCAUCCACGAAAAAACGUACUCUCGACUUCAACAAUCAAAGUCAGGGGACCAAGUCGGUCAAACGGAGAAUAGGCUGCAUCGCGACAUUCCACAGGGUAUACUUAGAUCCGUUCGAGGGAUCGACUCGCAUAGUACACGACAUCGCUGCUCCAGCGUAAGAUCCGUGAAAUCUAAUCCGACGAUGGAUGAACAUCAGCACCAGUAUCAUCCACCGGCGGCCAGCUGGGCAUCGAUCGUGUUCUCUGAUGGAAACGGGCAAACCCACGUGCGAACGCUUCCCGAUUCCGUCUCUAUACGCUCUCUAGCAUCGAUCGGCAUGGGUUCUUCCAACGGCCGGAAGCUCACGAUACGUAGAGUUCUCACUUCGCCGUCGGAGCUGCUUAACAUGGUACAUCCGCCGCCAUCGUUCGAGGAUGAUCUGUCCGUGUGUACCAGCUUCGAUGAUGCUGAAGAUGACGCUGAAGACCCCGGGGACUACAGGCAAUCGAGACGCCCACACUGGGCCAACAAAGUUCAAUUUGUCCUUGCUUGUAUUGGUUACUCUGUUGGUCUCGGAAAUGUUUGGAGGUUUCCUUACCUAUGUUACAAAAGUGGCGGUGGGGUGUUCUUGAUACCUUACUUCCUAAUACUUAUAGUAUGCGGGGUACCAUUAUUAUACAUGGAACUUAGUAUUGGACAAUUCACACGACGAGGACCGAUCGGUGCUCUCGGUCAAAUUUGUCCUUUAUUUAAAGGGGCUGGCUUGUCUUCGGUAGUAAUAUCAUUUUUGAUGUCAACCUACCAUAAUGUGAUAAUAGCCUACGCCAUAUAUUAUUUCUUUGCGGCGUUCAGAGCAAAGCAACCGUGGUCUGAGUGCGGCAACUCAUGGAACACUGUGGCAUGUUGGUUACCUAGUUACAGUGCCAUCGAUAAUAGAACAAGACCAAACGCUUCUAGAACGCCGGCCGAAGAAUUUUUUGACAACAAAGUUCUUCAAAUUAGUAAUGGAAUCGAAGAUUCCGGGGCCUUAAGAUGGGAGCUUGUUGCAUGCCUGAUUACUGCCUGGAUUAUGGUAUAUUUCUCCGUUUGGAAGUCUAUAAAAUCGUCGGCACAAGUGAGAUACCUGACCGCGACUCUGCCACUUCUUUUAAUCGUCGUCUUCCUCAUGCGGUCCCUUACCCUUGAAGGUGCUGACAAGGGCCUGCAAUUUUUCUUUCACCCUCGUUGGGAGCUGCUUGGCGACGCAAAGGUUUGGAUCUACGCAACCGCUCAAAUUUUCAAUUCUGUAGGCAUAGCGUUUGGUUCAAUGAUAUGUUUUGCCAGUUACAACAAGUUCCAUAACACCAUCUUAGUGGAUAGCGUGGCUGUUUCUCUCAUAAACGCGUUCAGUAGCCUACUCGUUGGAAUAUUUUCAUUCGCAACCAUCGGCAACAUCGCUCUCGAACAAAAUAUGUCUGUCGAAGCUGUUUUAACAGAUGGACCUGGCCUCGUAUUCGUUCUUUACCCGCAAGCGUUAGCCAAGAUGCCAGCAUCGCAAGUGUGGGCCGUGUUAUUUUUCUUUAUGCUAGUCUGCCUCUCUUUGAAUAGUCAGUUUGCGAUAGUGGAAGUGGUUGUAACGUCGAUACAAGAUGGUUUUCCGAAAUGGGUAAAACGUCAUCUUUUGUGUCAUGAAAUGUUAGUACUUCUAGUAUGCGUCAUAUCCUUUUUAUUUGGUCUGCCUAAUAUCUCACAGGGAGGCAUUUACUUUUUUCAACUGAUAGACCACUAUGCUGCCUCGAUAUCGAUAAUGUUUCUCGCUUUCUUCGAAGUAAUUGCGAUAUCCUGGUGUUAUGGCGUAAGACGACUGUGCAAUAACGUAAAAGAAAUGACUGGACGUGCACCGUCCUCAUACUUCUGGUUUUGUUGGCUUAUCGCUGCACCUCUUCUCAUCAUGGCUGUGUGGGUAUUCAGCGUAAUUGAUUAUGAACCACCGACCUACCACAACGGCGAAUACAAGUACCCGUGGUGGGCAGAGGCGAUCGGUUGGGGAAUAGCUUCUCUUUCGCUCAUUUGCAUUCCCGCUUUCGCUAUCUACGAGUUCAUCAGAGCCAACGGCAACACUUGUGCGGAGAAAUUACGGAACUCUAUUAAACCGCAUUUCGAAGCAUGCAAAAUUUGUGGCCAAGAAUACUGUAACGAGUCCUUGCAUAAUUUUGAGGACAACAUGAUCAAAGAGCAACAGGACGCGAGCAGUCCGAUACAAUUGAGCAUCACUACUCCUUUGUCGAAAUCCCAGACAUGAUGCUCAGACAGACAUGGAUCAUUCGAAAUUACUUAUUACGAGUCUUAUAAAGUGUUUACACAGAUGAAUGAUGCGUUUAGUUGAUAGAGUUGAUAUCCGUUAAUUUUUUGUUCUUCAUUAAUAUCACACGUGAGUUUAUUAAUAAAACUUUGUAAAACGUAUAAAAGCUACCAAAGCCAACAAGUAAGAUGGUUUAUGAGUAUUAAAAUUGGCCAAUUCGUAAUUUUUUCUGAUUUUUUCUGCCAUUAGUUGCACAAAAGUGUCACAAAUACGUAAAACCGUUUUUUAGUGCCGAAGGUAAUACAUAGUAGUAAUUUAAAGAAAAUUCGCUCUGUAUACUACGCGCAUCCACCAACCACGGAAGAGGCUCGUGAACAUUCGCGAGCCACUUAGCGCGGCCGCUGGAUACAUGGUUUUACGGUAAACAAACGAUUAAAGUAGAAUAGUAUUGUUUUGCUCAAACCUACCAACGUUGACGUUAUACUCUAGCAAACAAGUGAAUUUGUGAUAAGAUUAAAUACAUUCAUUCACAUUUACCAGUAAAUUUACGAUAUUACGAUAUAUAGCGUCACUUUCUUCCCUUUUUUUUCUUUAAAUUAUAUCUUGGAAAAUUGGAUACGUAUAUCUGAAAUGUAACAUUCGUAUUACAAAUAUUUUGUGGCCUGCACUUUGUAUUUCACUGGUCAAAACAAAAUAUCGUGUAACGUCGAUAACAUUUAAACACUAUAUUACUCAUUUUCUAUUGAAAAGAAAAUUAUGAUACUCCACAAAGCUGAUGGAGGACGAUAUUGAAACUGACUCACGUUCCUGAAAACAUUCAAGUGCAUAUUCUGCUUUCACAUUUUAAUAUGUCAUUUUGAAAUGAGAACUUUUUCAUACAUCCAUAUAAAAACUAAAUCGAUAUCAUUUAUGUGUAUGCUGAUCGUAAAGUGAAUAAAGAAAUGUGCACAACAUAACAAACCGAAAGUAUUUACCACGUAGUAAGUAAGUUACCAUGAAUAUGGUUACGUAUUGUUGCAAUAAUUAAUUAAUUCAAUAUUAGUUUUUGUUCGUUUUUCUGUUGACUUAAAUGAAAAACACUAUACUCCAUAGCUUUUAGGAUCGCUUCAUAUUUUUACAUGACGUUCUAAAAUCAAUCGAUAUUUAGUUAUUUAGAUUGGACUGAUAAUGAAUGUAAAGCGCAAUAAAUUGAAUGUAAUAUAAUAUAAUACCAUGUCGGUAGGAUAGAAUAAGAAAAAUCACUGUUAGAAAAAAUUGUAGUUGCAUCUAACAGCGUAGAGACACAUUAUUGUAUUUUACAAACUUUUGUCUGCUUUGUAUACAUAAAGACAUUUGAUAUUUCAUCAUACUUUACAUAAUUUACAUUAUUAAUUCGCAUACUUGUUGUUGAAUUGUUAGUCGAAACAGAGCACUGUUACUACCAUCGUUAAUCAUUCCUAUUACGUAAUAAUAAGAACAUCAUCGUUCGACUUAACAUCGUUCAUAAUAGAAGGGUACCUUGAUAAGAUACGACUCAAACGCACCGAAAAGGUAAAAUAAUAAUCGUUUAAUAUACUGCGAUUAACGAUAGACGUAUAUUUAGAGGAAUAUGUUAAACAAUAAUGAGUACAAAUGAUAACGUUUUGUCGUAAUUGUACAUUUUAUUCAUUUUAUUGGGUAAGUAGCGCCGCCAGAAGCGACUAUUAAGCGAAGACGACAAGGAAUGACUGCGUAAGCUUGUUAAUAACGUGAUUGUACACGUGAUAAGAAUAAAUAUCGUCGAGCGUGAUGCGUCGUGUACAAAAUUCAAAAGACAAUAAAGUAGUGUACAAAACUAAGUUGACAAUUACAAAAACACAUCGAACACAUUAAUUUGUAAUUGUUCAAAAUUAUAAUAAAUUAUCCUAUUCCCACGUUACCAUUA
Bombus huntii is the source of this 4883-nucleotide messenger RNA. RefSeq names its product sodium- and chloride-dependent GABA transporter ine (gene ine). Gene Ontology annotation, biological process: sodium ion transmembrane transport. The record is from RefSeq and is a predicted model, not a curated record. Gene Ontology annotation, cellular component: membrane. Lineage: Eukaryota; Metazoa; Arthropoda; Insecta; Hymenoptera; Apidae. The coding region runs from base 332 to 2980 and encodes 882 amino acids. The transcript is spliced from 12 exons.